Messenger RNA from Alligator sinensis (Chinese alligator), 6292 nucleotides. It is a transcript of the gene NRP2, whose product is annotated as neuropilin 2. Gene Ontology annotation, cellular component: membrane. Gene Ontology annotation, molecular function: vascular endothelial growth factor receptor activity; semaphorin receptor activity. The record is from RefSeq and is a predicted model, not a curated record. The transcript is spliced from 17 exons. The coding region runs from base 127 to 2955 and encodes 942 amino acids. Gene Ontology annotation, biological process: vascular endothelial growth factor signaling pathway; angiogenesis; axon guidance. NCBI's taxonomy places the organism in Eukaryota, Metazoa, Chordata, Crocodylia, Alligatoridae.
UGGCCGAGGGGAGCCUGGACCUCGCGCCCAGUGACUUACAGUAGCCGAGGAGCCCCCGCGUGGGAGGGGACCCCGGUUUUUUUGUUUGUGUGUGGUUUUGUGUUUUUUUUUUUCCUGCCCUUAAAAAUGGAUACCCUGCCCCUCGUCUGGGGACUCUUAGCUCUGGGCUUGUGCGGAGCCGGCGUGCUGGGAGAAGCAGUUCAAUCGUGUGGGGGUCGUUUGAAUUCCAAAGAUGCUGGUUACAUCACCUCACCUGGAUACCCACAAGAUUACCCCUCCCACCAGAACUGCGAGUGGGUCAUUUAUGCCCCAGAAUCGAACCAGAAGAUUAUCCUCAACUUCAACCCUCACUUUGAAAUUGAAAAACAUGACUGCAAGUAUGAUUUUAUUGAGAUACGGGAUGGCGACAGCGAGUCAGCAGAUCUGUUGGGCAAACACUGUGGGAACAUUGCGCCUCCUACCAUCAUCUCUUCAGGCUCCUCUCUCUACAUUAAGUUCACCUCAGACUACGCACGGCAAGGUGCUGGCUUCUCUCUGCGCUAUGAGAUCUACAAGACAGGCUCUGAAGACUGUUCUAGAAACUUCACCAGCACCAAUGGCACUAUAGAGUCACCAGGAUUCCCUGAUAAGUAUCCCCACAACUUAGAUUGCACUUUCACCAUCGUGGCUAAGCCAAAGAUGGAGAUCAUUCUUCAGUUUCUGACCUUUGACCUCGAGCACGACCCCUUGCAAAUUGGGGAGGGAGAUUGCAAGUAUGACUGGCUAGACAUCUGGGAUGGCAUUCCUCAAGUUGGCCCCUUGAUAGGCAGAUACUGUGGUACUAAGACUCCUUCAGAGAUCCGCUCAACUACUGGUAUCCUCUCACUCACCUUCCACACUGAUUUGGCAGUGGCCAAAGAUGGUUUCUCAGCCCGUUACUACUUAGUCCAGCAGGAGAUUCCAGACAACUUCCAGUGCAACAUUCCUUUGGGGAUGGAAUCUGGCAGGAUCUCCAAUGAACAGAUCAGUGCCUCCUCCACCUACUCAGAUGGGAGGUGGACCCCACAGCAGAGCCGGCUCAACAGCGAUGACAAUGGAUGGACUCCCAAUGUGGAUUCCAACAAGGAAUACCUCCAGGUGGACCUUCGUUUCCUGACGGUGCUGACAGCCAUUGCUACCCAGGGUGCCAUCUCCAGAGAAACACAGAAUGGCUACUAUGUCCACUCCUACAAGCUGGAGGUCAGCACCAAUGGUGAGGAUUGGAUGAUGUUCCGGCAUGGGAAAAACCACAAGAUAUUCCAAGCUAACACCGAUGCCACCGAAGUGGUUCUGAACAAAAUCCACAGCCCAGUGCUGACUCGCUUUGUUCGUAUCCGGCCCCAAACCUGGCACAAUGGGAUUGCCCUCAGGCUUGAGCUGUAUGGUUGCCGAAUCACAGAUUCACCUUGCUCCAACAUGCUGGGAAUGCUUUCUGGCCUUAUCUCAGACUCCCAGAUCUCAGCCUCCUCCAUCAGAGGGUAUGAAUGGUUGCCUAGUAUAGCACGCCUGGUCAGCAGCCGCUCAGGAUGGUUCCCGCGAAUCCCCCAAGCCCAGCCAGGGGAAGAGUGGCUGCAGGUGGAUCUGGGUGUCCCUAAGAGUGUGAAAGGAGUGAUUAUCCAAGGAGCCCGAGGAGGAGAUAGCAUCACCAUGACUGAUGCCCGAUCCUUCGUGAAGAAGUUUAAAGUGUCCUACAGCCUGAAUGGAAGGGACUGGGAAUACAUACUGGACACCAAAACAAUGCAACCCAAGCUUUUUGAAGGUAACAUGCAUUAUGAUAUCCCUGAAGUUCGAAGGUUUGACCCUGUUCCUGCACAGUACAUCCGAGUUCAUCCAGAGAGGUGGUCUCCAGCUGGGAUUGGGAUGCGAUUGGAGGUACUGGGCUGUGAUUGGACAGAUGUAAGGCCCACUUCAGAGACUCUGAAGCCUACCUUGAAGAGUGAAGAGACCACCACACCAUACCCAAUUGAUGAGGAAACAACAGAAUGUGGUGAUGGCUGUGGAGAGAGUGAUGAUUCCCAGCUCCCUGCAGGAUUCAAUUGCAACUUUGAUCUCCCUGAAGACCUGUGUGGUUGGUCGCUUGACUCUGCUACGGGUGAUGUGUGGUCUUUCCAUUCUAGAAACACCUGGAUUGACAAUUCAGAACCAAGCACCGGGUCCCUUCCUGAUGGUAAAGAUUACUUGUGGCUACAGAGCAGCGGAAGGAGAGAAGGCCGACAUGCCCGGCUCAUCAGCCCCCCGGUCCACUUGCCCAGGAGUGCCAUGUGCAUGGUGUUCCAGUAUCAAGCAUCGGGUGGGAAUGGGGUAAUGCUGCAGGUGUGGCGGGAAGCAAGCCAGGAGAAUAAACCAUUGUGGGUCAUCACAGAAGACCAUGGGGAAGAAUGGAGAGAAGGACGGAUCAUUCUGCCAAGCUAUGACAUGGUGUAUCAGAUCGUGUUUGAGGGUGUUAUACGCAAAGGAUAUUCAGGGGCGAUUGCCAUUGAUGACAUCCGGAUAGCCACUGAUGUCUCCUUGGAGAACUGCAUGGAACCCAUCACAGCUUUCCCAGGUGAGAACUACUACAUUCCAGUGGACUUCCCAAGGUUUAAUGAUUUUGCAAUCCCUGGGCAAGGCAUUGGAGAGAACUUUGAUGAUGAUUACUUUGGAUUAGAUAAGAACAACACAUUGUUCUCUACUAACUCUCCCAUAACCCCAAAGCUGGACAAAGACAAGAGCUGGCUGUACACGCUGGAUCCGAUCCUAGUCACCAUUAUAGCUAUGAGUUCUCUUGGAGUUCUCUUAGGGGCCAUUUGUGCUGGUUUACUGCUAUACUGUACGUGCUCCUACACUGGUCUAUCUUCUCGAAGCUCCACUACUCUAGAGAACUACAACUUUGAGCUCUAUGAUGGCAUCAAGCACAAGGUCAAAAUGAACCACCAGAAGUGCUGCUCUGAGGCAUGACUGAUUGCACCAGGAUCACAUUUGACAUUUCAUUCCAGCAUGAGCGGCUGGCGAAGAUUACUUUUUUCUGUGGGAACAGAAUGCCAUAAUCUCAAACAAACCAAUAUGGAAUACUGAAGGCAGUAAGGAUGUGAUUCCCCUGUCAUACACUGUAGUUCUACAUGCCAGAGAGUGGAUUACAAUCUGCAAGGACUACGGGAUCUGAAUAAUUAUUUUAAUGAUGAGAACUGUGCUGGGCGAGGAAAGGAGCUCAGAUGCUUGUUUUUUGUUGUUGUUGUUUUUUUUCAUAUGUGAAUGAUUGAGAGAUGUCAGAGAAAAUGUUGGCCUACCUUUGGAUGUGAGAAAAAAAUGUUGAUCAUUAUUUCCCACUUCUUUUCUCUAAUAGAUUGCUGAGAAGGCUGAGGGAUUUUUCAGCCAUUCUGUCUUUAGAAGAAAACCACACAAAAAAUCUCAUCCAGCUUAUACCCCAUUCAGAUAUUCUUUUGCGUUAAGAGAUUUGUGCACCUCAUACAAACCGGGCAAGCUGCAGUUUCUAGUCCUAAAAUGAAAGCAUGUUGUUGCCUUUAACUUUCCUUAUCCAGGUAACAGGGGGAAAAAUUACACCAGUUUUAGAAUCAAUGGAAACAGCAGUGCUUUCUCAAGAGAUUAAGAAACAAAAUAGAAAAGAAACCUUGUGUGUGGAAGCACCUCUUUGAGAGAAGCUGACGAGCCUUAAAGCGAUUUGUGAAUAAGAGCCAUUUAUUAAAUCCAGAUCUUGGAUUGAAAUAGCAGAGGCCUUCAUGAUCAGGAGGGCUCUUUCUUUUACUUCUUUUUUUCCCUUUUAAUCCUGUUCUUUUUAUAACGAGAAAAUUGUAGCAAACAAAAGACGCAAUUCUAAGGUUCCCAAGACUCAGGAGAGAGCUUUUCUGAAUGGGCUGCAAUAUAUAUAUUUAACGUCUUUGAUAAUGCAGUAGCCACUCAGAAUUGGAAUGGGGAAAAAAAGAGUUACAGUGUAAGAAAACUGAACUACUGCCCCACCAUCACAAUGGCGUAGGAUGGAGGUUCAAGAUAAGAUGCCCCCAAAUGCACUUAGAUUAAUUGACUCCCUCACUAAGUCAGUAACCAUUCUUUCUCCUCUGGGUUAUGGCAACUCCUGUUUUCGAUGGAGUCAUAUAUGAGCUGUAAGACUCCAGCUUGAAUAUCAAGUAAGCAGCUUGGACCAAAAUGCUGCCAUCUUCUCAUUCCUUCAGAAAAAAGCUACUCUGCUUCUGACCUGUUGACAACAAAAGAGUUCAUUUAUGAGGUGUUUUGUUUUUGUUUUAAUCAAGUGCCUUAGGGAAAGUAUUUUUCUUCUGCGUAGAGAGAGCAGUACUGUAUCAAACUAGAAGUAAGGCAUUCAUCCUUUCCCCUCUUUUUCCUUGUCAUAGUGCUAUUUUUAUUGGAUCUCUACUGCGUAGAGCCUGACCGAAGACGUCUUGUCCUUGUCCUUUCAAGUGGUCUUGAUAUAUUGUUUAAUGGUUUAUAUCUAUACAUAUAGAACUGUGCCAUAUGUGGGAAGUGCUAUGAAAAUAAUUUGAUGCAGAAAAAAGAUUUUAAAUGCCAGGUAUCAAAUUAAGGCCUUUUCUUUCCAUUUUAAUACAGUUAGGUUGUCUAUAUUAAUGCUGCCAUAUGGGUAGGCCAUAUGUAAGCAAGAACUGAAAAACCAUGCCAGCAAGUUUCUUCUUAAAGUGACCAUAAGUCUUUUUUUUUUUUUUAAAUAAAAUCUUCCAGGAUCAUUUUUUAAUCAUCUGGCAUGUCCCAGUUUGUUACUUUAUCCAUCAACUUUUUCAAAAAAACAAUUACUGAGUGCGCAGGGCAUAAUGUUAUGUGCAGUAGAACUUGCUCUGUUUACUAGGAAGAAAACCAUCCAGUAGAAUAGGUAUUUUGUGUGAUGAACAGCAUUUGGAGCUAAGGGAAAAGAAGUUGUAUAUGUGUGGAUACUCUCAAAGCUGUCCUUCGCUUCAGAGUGAGAGUGGUGAGCGGUAAUGGCACUUGUUCAGUGCUUUUAUGGAAAGCUCAUUCAGACAGUGAGUUAUGAGGGGAGAAACCUCCACUCAAAGAAAUCAGCACAAAUAAAUCACUGCUGACAAAAAAGCUAGCAGUUGCAUCGUCACUACACCCUGUUUCUUUUCUGUGAUUCACUUCGGUCUAUUGUGCGUCUAUUUUGUGACCCUAUAAAACAUAGUCACAAAAGUGUCCCAAGUAUUUUGUUUUGAAAAUCUGGUCACUUUACCUACUUGGCAUUCUUCACACAAAAACUGUACUUUAUUUUUCUAAUCUACAAGAAACACAUGCACAGUAAUAGCAAAAUGUAUCCGACCAUUUUAAAAAUGGAUUGCUGCUACUCUCGCAAACAACUUUAUCCCCCUUCUGCUCACAUGAAAGAAGAAGGGUUAAUAGGAAAGGACUAUACGUAUGAAAGUUGAUUUAGAGAAACAAUAGACAAAAAUAUAUAUUAAGAAAGGUAAUGUAACAGUGUCUAGUAGGCGUACAGAGAGGAGAGUUUGUAUGUACGUAUAUUCAGCAGUGUGUUUGCACACGCAUGUGAAUUCUCUGUAUGUAUUGUGUAUGUGAAUGAUUAUGUGGGACCAGAAUAGUGUUAAUGUAUCUUUGAAUUAGGGCAGGAGAGUACUGCUGAUCUUGGCACUAAUUUGGCAUGGAUCUAGCUAAGCUGUGCACACCAGAACAAGUGUCCACCGUCAGAACAAGCCCCACUUUUCUGUUCCAUGUUGGCUGGUACAGGGACCUGAAUGUGCACACUUGCUAAGUAGAAGCAAGCCAAUAAUGCUGCAUAGCUGAUACCUCACUUACCUCUGCUGGGUGCUUUAAAGUUCUAAUACAGAAAACUGUGUCUGAUUGUACUUUAACAGGGAAAAACAUCAGUGCAUUCGAUUCAUUGCAUCCUCAUCUGCAAAUAAAAACUAUUUGCUGAUCCAUGUGCAUUAGCAAUCCCCUUUCAGAAAUAAAUUUUAAAAAGCAGUGUUAAUGCCUUUGCUGAAAUAUGUGUUACCUCCGCACCCUCCCACUGUUGGGUUAUUGUUGCUAACAGGGGGGCUGUAACGUUGUUGAGUUCAUUUUUUGGGAAGGGGUCAAGAGGUGAGCUGGGGAAUUAAACCAUUAAGGAAGUGUAUGCAGAAAUUGAACUUUUCCAAGGUUUGCAGUUCAAGGUAUUCACUGGCUGAGCCAGGGCAUAUGGACAUGACUUAAGAGCUUUUACUGUGAUUCAUUGAUGUGUUUAAAAAAAAAAGAAUUCAAACUGUGUUUCUAUGAUUUGUAUAAAAACUAGUUAAAAUUCCUAUUUAAUAAACAGUAUAGUAUA